AAAUAAGUCUUAGCAUGUAAAUCCUAUACAGGUAUUGUUAAAUUUAAACCUAUGAGCCUUCAAUUUUUUUGAAUGAUUGUAAAUGACAUUGAAUUUUUAAUUUUGGUUUUCAUAUGUUCAUUGCUAAUAUAUAGAAAUAUAAUUGUUUUUUGCAUGAUGAUAUUGCAUUUUGCAACUUUACUAAACUUCAUUAUUAGAUCAAGGAACAUUUACUACAGAUUCUUUUAUAUUUUCUAUGUAGAUGACUGUAUCAUUUGCAAAUGGAGAUGAUUUUCUUUCUUCUUUUCUGAUCUGAAGAUAAACUUGAAAUUGGAUGGAGCUGGAGACUCUGGAGAAAACCAGCCCAAGUGCAGUACUAGACUCUGCCUGAGGGAAUCAGAGUGGUGCAGCUUGGCUAUGAACCUGCUGUGAGGCCUUGGCCCAGUAUUCCAGCCCAUCUGAACUCAUUUUGAAUCUCAAUUUUGUUCUUCAGUACAUCUGAUAUCUCUGUCAGCUUUGAAUCAUUUUCAGACGUGGAAUGCUGAGAAGUGGCAAGGGGAUGAAGCCUAGUUAAAGGCCUACUUGUCCUACCACCCUUUACCCUUCAACGCUCUGAAUCCAGUCCCAGACUGUGGAAUUGAGGGUUCUGGACUAUGGUCUGUAGAAGCAAAGGAGAGAAGGACUCAAAUCCAGGCCAACUGUAUGGCUUUCUGAGGUGUUGGAACAGAAGGAGGUCCAUUCCUGUUGGUGAUAACACUGUGGCCCUGCCCUGAGAUGACCGAGGUAUAAAGGUUUUCCCCAAGAAAGAGCAGCUGAGUCCUUGCAUCUUGUGGCAGCUGGUGUACCCAGCACUGAGUUCAUCGGAGCUGAAGGCAGCCUGGCCUCUUCUCAUGGGCAGCACCCACCCAUGCUAAGGUCCUGCAGCGGUGGUGGUGUGAGGAGUUGUGCAAUUAGUUGUAACUGAAAAUGUCUGACAGUCUGGAUAAUGAAGAGAAACCCCCAGCUCCCCCACUGAGGAUGAAUAGUAACAACCGGGAUUCUUCGGCACUCAACCACAGCUCCAAACCACUUCCCAUGGCCCCUGAAGAGAAGAAUAAGAAAGCCAGGCUUCGGUCUAUCUUCCCAGGAGGAGGGGAUAAAACCAAUAAGAAGAAAGAGAAAGAACGUCCAGAGAUCUCUCUUCCUUCAGACUUUGAACAUACAAUUCAUGUGGGGUUUGAUGCAGUCACCGGGGAAUUCACUCCAGAUCUCUAUGGCUCACAGAUGUGCCCAGGGAAGCUCCCAGAGGGAAUUCCUGAGCAAUGGGCAAGAUUACUCCAAACCUCCAACAUAACAAAACUGGAACAGAAGAAGAACCCACAAGCAGUUUUAGAUGUUCUCAAAUUCUAUGAUUCCAAAGAAACAGUCAACAACCAGAAAUAUAUGAGCUUUACAUCAGGAGAUAAAAGUGCACAUGGAUACAUAGCAGCCCAUCCUUCGAGUACAAAAACAGCAUCAGAGCCUCCUUUGGCUCCUCCUGUGUCUGAAGAAGAAGAUGAAGAAGAGGAAGAAGAAGAAGACGACAAUGAGCCUCCACCAGUUAUUGCACCAAGACCUGAGCAUACAAAAUCAAUCUAUACUCGUUCUGUGGUUGAAUCCAUUGCUUCACCAGCAGCACCAAAUAAAGAGGUCACACCACCUUCUGCUGAGAAUGCCAAUUCCAGUACUUUGUAUAGAAACACAGAUCGACAAAGGAAAAAAUCCAAGAUGACAGAUGAGGAGAUCCUAGAGAAGCUAAGAAGCAUUGUGAGUGUUGGUGAUCCAAAGAAAAAAUACACAAGAUUUGAAAAAAUUGGUCAAGGGGCAUCGGGUACUGUUUAUACAGCACUGGACAUUGCAACAGGACAAGAGGUGGCCAUAAAGCAGAUGAAUCUUCAACAGCAGCCCAAAAAGGAAUUAAUUAUUAAUGAAAUUCUGGUCAUGAGGGAAAAUAAGAACCCCAAUAUUGUUAAUUAUUUAGAUAGUUACUUAGUGGGUGAUGAACUAUGGGUAGUCAUGGAAUAUUUGGCUGGUGGCUCUUUGACUGAUGUGGUCACAGAAACCUGUAUGGAUGAAGGACAGAUAGCAGCUGUCUGCAGAGAGUGCCUCCAAGCUUUGGAUUUCUUGCACUCAAACCAAGUGAUCCAUAGAGACAUAAAGAGUGACAAUAUUCUUCUUGGGAUGGAUGGCUCGGUUAAAUUGACUGAUUUUGGGUUUUGUGCCCAGAUCACCCCUGAGCAAAGUAAACGAAGCACUAUGGUGGGAACUCCCUAUUGGAUGGCACCUGAGGUGGUAACUCGAAAAGCUUAUGGUCCGAAAGUUGAUAUUUGGUCUCUGGGGAUUAUGGCAAUUGAAAUGGUGGAAGGUGAACCCCCUUACCUUAAUGAAAAUCCACUCAGGGCAUUAUAUCUGAUAGCUACUAAUGGAACCCCAGAGCUUCAGAAUCCUGAAAGACUAUCGGCUGUAUUCCGUGAUUUUUUAAAUCGCUGUCUUGAGAUGGAUGUGGAUAGGCGAGGAUCUGCCAAGGAGCUUUUGCAGCAUCCAUUUUUAAAAUUAGCCAAGCCUCUCUCCAGCCUGACUCCUCUGAUUAUCGCUGCAAAGGAAGCAAUUAAGAACAGCAGCCGCUAGGACUGCAAGCCUUACCCCACACCAUCUCCCUCAUGAGUAAGACUGAAAUAAAACUUCUGCAGGAAAGAUGGAAGAAAGACAGUCAAAUGGAGUGGGGGUUCUUUAACUUUACAAUGAAUAGAAACUUCUUAUAAGCCUUUUUCCUACUCCUUCAGAUUAUGUAAUUUAUUUGUAAGCCUGAAUUGCAGUCCGAAUAGGGCAGCAAUGUCGAAGUGGCCAUAAAGUGGUCACUUCCACCGUGAAGCGAAAGAGCCAGUAGUGAAUCCCCUCAUUUUGUGCAUUCACUUUGAAGAAAAAGGUUUCUCAAAGGUGCACAUUCCCUCUUCAUAGUGUUGUGUUUGUUUUUAAGUUAGAGAGUAGUCCCUCUUGCAUUCGAACCUCCUUCAAAACUCCUUACCCAAUGUAAUGUUUUUCACUUGCAUUGUCAUUAGAUGUCCAGAAAAAAGAUGUCAAAAUGUUUUUUUAAAAAGAAAGCAAAAAAACAAAAACAAAACAAAAAAACAAACAAACAAAAAAAAGAGCAAGUACAGUGUGAACAUGUGGAAGUCCAUGCCCAAAUAGAGUUGCAAUUUUUUAUUCUUCUUCUAUAGUGGUGGCUUGGUUUGUGUACCUGUUUUUCUGCACUUGCAUUGGAAAACGUUUCUUAAGAUACUUUCCAAAAGCAAGGAGGAAUCUGUGUUCAGGAAAGGCUUUAAAAACUCUAUAUCUAAAUAAAGCUCUAAUGGUGAAAUCCUGUCACAUUUUCAUGAUGAUGCUUAAGAGGUAGUUGAUUUAUCAUUUAUAUAAAUCACCUUGUUCAAUUUCAUGAUACCUGGAAAAAGACAUAUCAAAACUGUGGCACUCCUGAUGAGUGAGUCCAGGUCCUCAUAGGAGAAACCAUACUUAAACCAAAAGGAAAAUAAGGUAAGUGCGAAGUACUGAAAUCCUUUUUGGACAGUAAGUUAAACAAAGAUAAAAAAUUACCUAAUUUAAUCCUUUCUUGUGCUUGUGAAACAUAUGCACUCUAAAAUAGAUACAUCAGGGGAAAACAAACCCAUUAGCCAACAUUUGCUUAUGAUAAAAAAUUAUUUAUUUUGACAAGUUAUAACAUCUUAAAAUUUAAAAAAUGAUCUGGAGAACAAAUAUAUUUUUGUGAGCAUUCAACUCUAUAAGAAAUGAGAGGUCAGUGAAAACUAUAUCCCAAUCAACAUUUGACUAUAAGUACUUGUUCCCAUUUUCUUUAUAUACCACCAGUUUCUGUUCCAGGAUAUGUGUAUUCCUACUUAGUCUUUUGGGCUUUUGAAUUUCAGAAAUAUGUUCAUAAAGAUCUAAAAGUUCUCCAGUGAAAAUAAUUAGAGUGCACAAUCAUAUAUCCCAAGAAAUAUAAGUCCAACUGAAUUCCUUUUGUGGCUUGGAGAAAAUAUGAAAAUUUGACUAUUAUUUCACCAUGUAUCUAUUUAUUAAAAAAUUAACAGCACUUCCUGAAUCUUCUGAGAGUAGAAAAAUAUCUGGAGGAUGUCUGCAUAGAAAAGGAUAUGCUUCUCUUUUGAAUGAAUUGUCAAAUUUUAUAAAUUCUGCAAAGUUGUUUCUCUAAGCCUUUGAAAAGCUAACAAUUUGUGUUUUAGAAGGCUUCUUGAUUAGUAGCAUAUCAAGAAUAUCCACAUUAAGCAAGAGGAGGAAAGAGAUCAAUGCCUUGGACCUCUCUCCUUCUCUGCCGAGGUGCAUCCAUCCAUCUAACAUCUAUUUAUUCCUUAAAAUGAAAGCACUUUCAUUAGAGAGUUUCUGCUAACCAUAUAGUACAUGUUUAUGUUUAGGAGAUGACAUCAUUGGUGCAUUUCCUAUUUUCCUAUUGUUUUCUUUGACUAUAAAAUUUGAGAGGGGCUUAAACCUCCCACCCCAGAAAUGUCCACAGUGGGAUAAAACAACAAAUGUGAAAAGAAAAUCAAAUGGAAAUAUUGAUUUGAAGCGUACCACACUAUACUUUGCAAAAAUGUGGCUGGGCCUGAAUAUUUUAAUGCCACACAGUCUUAAUGAGAGAAAGGGGGGUUCAUUUUUUUAUUUUGCUUAAAAUUAAGUAUUUUUUUUUUUCCAUUCAUAGUGCCAGGGAAUUCAAUGAAAUAAUACCUUGGAUGCAAAUAGAAUUCAGUACGUUGAUAACUAUGCUCUGCCAAUGGAGAGAGCCCCAAACCUGGUUGGGCAGUCCUAGUUGUUAAAUAGCAUCCCUUUUAUGUCAUAAAGGCCUUUUUUUGGUGAGGGGAGACCUGGAGUAGUGAUCCUUCAGAUCACUACUUCAGAGCAGAGAAAUGGCUGCUCUUUUAUGCCUUCAAUUCAGCAUAUUAACUAUGAGGAGCCAGGUCCUUCUUUAUCACAUCUCACUGUACCAAGAUUUUAUAAUAUAUCCCAGUAGACUUUACUCUUACAAAUUUGUAUCUAUGUCAGUUUUAAAAUAAAAAGUUUCUGAAGUCCCUUCCCUCUGUGGAGAGUUAUGUAUUUUCCAAUACGUAUUAGAGAGAAACUGUUUCUCCUUCCAAAAUGAUGCUGAAGAAUUCACAUUUGGUACACUUGAACAAUUUGAAUUCCAGAUGGUUAAUAGUUUAUUCCCUUUCCCUGGAUUUUUUAAAAGCUCAUCUUGACACAGGUGUGUCUAUCCAGAUCUUUAAAGUUGCUAGUGUACCCUGAAAUAAUGAGGGCACAUCGUCAAAUGUUGAUUCCAAAAUGUCCUGAGAUUGGGAUAGGGCAGUGGGAAAGUCAGGGAAGGGUGAGAAGCACAGUAGAGAUUAUUUAUUUAAGAAAGAAAGAAGCAUUAAUGUUGUAACAAGGAUCCGGUGCGUUGUCAUAAUCCCAUGAGGAUUUUUGGAUGACACAAUCUCCUCAAAUCAGUCACCAUGUUGGGUAAUGACUUCGUUCUUGAUGAUCUCGUCUAUGUAUCAUUGUAAAUAUUUGUGUGUCCAUGUUGCUUUUUGGCUACUGGAUGGCCAAGUCAUAUAAGAAGAUUUAACUCAAGUAUUUAUUCUUUAACUGUGUUAUUCAUAUUUCUUUGAAGCUUGUGAAUUGCACCCAUCAUUGGAGUUUAACCACAUGAUCCCCACAUCUAUCCUACCCCUGUGAAGCACAUUCCAUUGCUAAAAGAAAAAGAAAUAUGAAAUUGCUUCCUGUUGUCUGUAUAAAUGUUUUGAUAGUUUGAGAAGUUUGUCUAUAAAGAAUAUUUCUCAGCUCAAAAACCAUGUAAAUAAUUAUAUUCCAUUGCUCAAUGGGUUCUUUAUUUCUAAUAAGGCUGCCAGUUCUCAGAGAGAAUCUGUAAAUCACUUUCAAAUAACAUAAACAGGAAUUACAACUAUGUAAAAAUAAGUGUGCAUAUGGACAAAGACUGGGAACACAGAUAAUUAGGGUGGUGGGAUUAUGCAGAAUUAUUUUUUCUUUAAAAAUUUUCUUUGGUAUUGUUAUAAUAUUGCUUUAUAAUAAACAUCAAAAAGGGGACAAUAGAAAAAUAUAAAAUAUGCCAGAAAGAGAUGCCUUCUAGCCAGAGCCCAGAGCAUGCAGGGCACAAAUAUCUGCUAGUUACAAUUAUUCCAUAGGCUUUAUAGUUCCUUGGGUGCUGAGGUUGGCACAUGGUCGUGUAUGGCACAUGCUUUCUUAGGGGACUAUUAUCUAUAAGUUAAAGCUAGGGAUAAUUUACUAUUAGAAUUACAAGCACAUCUUUUUGCUUUAAAACAGACUGUCCUCCACUUUGGAAUGACAUCAAGUUUUCUGUUUUGGUUGCUUUAAUUGGACAGGUGACAUUUGAUUAGUCCCCCUUGAUAAUAUGCGUUUUAGGUAUCACACUUCUGGAUCACUUUAGAAGAGUUUCAGGUUGAAUUUUGGAAGAAUAGAAGGAUAAAAUUUCCAAGUCCCAUCAUUUCCUUGUCUGACAGGAUAUUAUAUCAUUCAGGUAAGAUUCUUCUUUUAAUGACCAGUAGGCAAUUCUCCUUGAUUUCUAUGGAAGUUAUUAUAACUUGCAAUUAAAAGCUGACUAUGAAAGCAUUAAGACAAAUGUUUAGAACUGCCUUUGUCUGUUGCCAUUCAGUCACAGUUCUGUUAGCUUUAGCUUGAGAUGGCCUCCAUAUACUUUCUGUACUGCCUGAUUAUAGGUUAUAUGCAAUAGUUGACAUUGUUAAAGAGAAAAGGGAGACUAUCUACCAAAAGAGGGGAAUUUCCUUGUAACUCACCAAAGAAAUUUUAGGUGAUGGCUUUUAUAAUGAGGUAGUGGCCUCAGGUGCUACUCACUUUCACCAAGUGCAGACCCUGUACCUAGAGAAUCCACAGGCUUUUCAUUGACUAUUCUCAACAUAAAAAUACUUACGGAAGUCUAAACCCUGCCAUCCUCAGUUGAAUCUCAUGGUCAUUUUCUGAGCUACUUCUAGUUACUAUUCAGUUAAAUAAAGGCAUGGCCAGUGAUGCAAGCUUCUCCUAGUCUCUGAGCAAGAGGACUGCAUUUCAGCAUUUUUAAAUUGACAGUCUAAUAGGCUUUGGAUUUUGAGUGAACAUAACACACAGUUAUGAACAUAUAUUUGCAUGUGGAUUAGGAAGGAAAUAAAUGAGGCCAUGGAAGUAUUUUUCUUAAGAGAGAAUUUUUUCCUAAGAGAUUUGUUUAUGAUAUAAUUGUUUAGUUUGUUAGCUUUAAUUUUUCUCUCCUUUUCUGAUCUCACAUUUCUUUAGUAACUAAAUGAAUAUAACUCAACUCCUAAUGCAUUGGGAAUGUCUGUUUAAUAUUAAACAAUAUCUAACUGCAUCUGCAAAUGCGGGAACCUCCACGUGCACACUUAUGUGGACAAGUAUACUAGAAUACAAGUAAUAUUUACUUCCAUGAAAUAUAGUCAAGCUUACAACAUAAACUUAUAAGAAGCUGGUUAGUGCCAUCAGAGUCUCUUUUGGAAGCUGCCAUCAGGUGACUGCUAUCCCACAAUACCAACAGUAAGGCAGAUAUGAUGUUGACCUGAUUUAGUACCUAAGAAGAAAUCAGCAGCAAUUAUAGAGAAUGUCAGAUGUGAUGGAAGGAAUGUUAGUCUAGAAGUAAGGAGACCUGGAUUCUAAUAUAGGUUGCAUUACUAAUUUAAUGUGUGACCUUGGAGAAGUCACUUAACAUUUUUGUGGCUAUUUCUUUAUCUGUAAAAUAAGAGUAUUGAACUAGAUGAUCUCCAAGGUCUUUCAAAAAUUUCUAACAUUCUGUGAUAUUAUAGAUUGCCUUGCAAAUUCAACCUGCUUAAAGUGAUGGCAAAUAUUACUUACUUAAGCCUGGGUCUCUUAUGUGGCAGUUAAAUAAUAGCACUGUGAAAGAUGAUGAAAAAAACUCAAGUAAGUGAAGUUAAUAUUACUAGACAAUGUUGAUAAAACUUGUGGCGGCCUUCCAGUUCCUUCACAGUUGUUUUGUUCUGUUUUAGUUUUAAUGUCCUUUUUCCUGUUGAGUGUUCCCAGUUUUCGUUUUACAUACACUCUGUAUGUAAAGUCUGGUUUUCAUUAAGCCGUGGCCAGUAUUUGCUACUAGAACAAAAAUACACUGUCACACUUGCUAGAAUAGAUCUAUACUUGAGCCUCUUCUUUCCUAUGAAGCAGUGCUGGACUUCAUAGAAUUUACUUCAUAAAUGGCACAAGAUGGCAAAACCCAUGUAAUUUUAUGGUUGGGAGUACUACUAAGAGUGAAACUACACACUUGCAGGUUGCAAAGAAAGAAAUAAAAAAGUAAUUACAUGCUAUUAACAUUAAGGAAUGUUGAUAAAUCCACUUGUUGUGAACCAAAGAUAGCAUUUCUGAUUACAACUCCCACAAUGAUUGUCCAGUUAUAUGAGCAUCCUGCUGGAAAGAGGGUAAACUGGAAGUUAGUGGAUGGUCCCAAUCCCCUGCCUACAGUAGAGUGCCAACCAGCUCUGAGUGGAAAAUUCAAUUUCAAUGUGUGUGCUUGUGUGUGGUGUGCUUUAUGGAACACAUAUACUAUAUUCAUUAGUGAUAAGAUCGUUCACAGAAUCCCAUAACCAUUAGUGGGUUGAGUUUUAAAUCUCAGUACAUCAGCAAGGAGGAGCCAGAUCACAGAGUACUGAUGUCUACUGGGAAUAUUCUCAUAAUAUCCAGAGAAAGCAAGUUGAGGAGGAUCUACAUUUUCUACAUAUUCAUUGUUUAUCAGAAUUGUAUCUCAUUUGGCUGGGCAUUACUUUUGUUAAAAUGUUAUCUGUAAACCCAUGUGUAGUGAAAUUCUUCUGUAACUUUGGAUUAAAAGUAUUUAUGGUCUUUUUGUUUGUUUGAUUUUUAAGUAAGUUAUUUCUUUUGUAGAUCUGCUGAUGUAAUGUUUCCAUCCUUCUGACCUCAGCAUUUGAUAUUUUUAAGAACUUGUUUUUAAUAUUGUUAUUUUAAAUUGUGGUUGAAGCAAUAGAAAAUUGAAAUAUGGAUUGUGCAUGACUGUGUCUUGAGUGUAAAAAUAUUGCAGUUUGAAACUUGGACCUAAAGUAUUGAAAAUAAAAAUGACAAACAUCAA
This is a messenger RNA of Miniopterus natalensis, 9106 nucleotides long. NCBI's taxonomy places the organism in Eukaryota, Metazoa, Chordata, Mammalia, Chiroptera, Miniopteridae. The record is from RefSeq and is a predicted model, not a curated record.